Pan troglodytes (chimpanzee) is the source of this 762-nucleotide messenger RNA. RefSeq lists its product as uncharacterized. The record is from RefSeq and is a predicted model, not a curated record. Bases 118 to 762 code for a protein of 214 amino acids. Lineage: Eukaryota; Metazoa; Chordata; Mammalia; Primates; Hominidae. The transcript has 4 exons.
UGGGAAUUCAGUUGUGGAGAGGAAAUCAAGGCUUUCAAAAACAUUAUCAGGAGACAAAAAUGAAGCCCCAUCUGCAUUGGAAUUUUCCAGUUUCUCAGUGUCAGGCAUUGAAUUGUCAUGGUUUGGCUCCCACUCGUUUUCUGCUUCAACGCUCAACAAGAAGACAUGGAAGUGCAGCACCACCUAGAAUUCACUUGGUUGGAAAGAAAUGCAUUUCCUGUGAGUUGGAGAAGGUCCUUCCGUUCUUUGCAGGAUCUCACUCUGUCACCCAGGCUGGAGUGCAGAGGUGUAAUCUUAGCUCAUUGGAGCCUCCACCUCCUGGGUUCAAGCAAUUCUCCAGCCUCAGCCUCCCAAGUAGCUGGGACUACAGCAAACCCCACCAUCUUCCUGGAGUCUGCGUUGUUCUCUUCCAGAAUAGAUGUUGAGCUUUUAAACAAACCUACAGUAGAAGCAAGCCCUCUCCAGGAAAUCCCAAUCUCUUUCCAAACAGGGACAGCAAAGGUUCUCUCUGUUGUGGCUGUUUUUCCCUCUCUUCUGGGAAUUGGUUUGCCUUCUGAGAGCAUCCCAGGAAGGGGAGGUGCGCCCCAAAUUGGCGAGGCUCUGCCAAAUACCAAAGGCUCUUCUUUGGAAGAAGACUCCUCCUUUGGACGUGAGGCGCCCCUACCAGAGCGCCCGCGUACAGAAACGGAAACCACUAGCUGCGCUGAAGUGAGUCAAGUGAUGAAAUCAAGACUACACGGGAAGGAAGCUCACGAAACCUAA